This is a messenger RNA of Clarias gariepinus (North African catfish), 10123 nucleotides long. It is a transcript of the gene scn8ab, whose product is annotated as sodium channel, voltage gated, type VIII, alpha subunit b. The record is from RefSeq and is a predicted model, not a curated record. Gene Ontology annotation, biological process: sodium ion transmembrane transport; membrane depolarization during action potential; neuronal action potential. The transcript is spliced from 27 exons. Gene Ontology annotation, molecular function: voltage-gated sodium channel activity; protein binding. Bases 130 to 6072 code for a protein of 1980 amino acids. NCBI's taxonomy places the organism in Eukaryota, Metazoa, Chordata, Actinopteri, Siluriformes, Clariidae. Gene Ontology annotation, cellular component: axon; plasma membrane; voltage-gated sodium channel complex.
GGCGACCAUCCGCAGUUCCUCUCGGGUUCUCCGGGCUUCAGCACCAACACACCUGAGAACAUCCAUGUGAGAGAACCAGCCGUCCUGGAUGGAUUCUAACUAAAGAAGGCUCUGCUGCAGGAUGACAAUAUGGCCGCGCCGCUGCUCGCACCCCCAGGCCCUGACAGCUUUAAGAAGUUUACCCCGGAGUCUUUGGCCAACAUCGAGAAGCGCAUCGCCGAGGAGAAGAAGAAGAAACCCGUCAAACCCCGAUCCGACAGCAGUCAUCGAGAUGACGACGACGACAAGGGGCCGAAGCCCAACAGUGACCUGGAGGCGGGGAAGAGUCUGCCCUUCAUCUACGGGGACAUCCCCUCGGGCAUGGUGGCCGUGCCUCUGGAGGACCUGGACCCCUUCUAUUUAAACAAGAAAACCUUUAUAGUGCUAAACAAAGGAAAAACGAUCUUCCGUUUCAGUGCCACGCCCUCGCUGUAUAUCAUUAGCCCUUUUAGUCUGCUCAGGCGAAUAGCUAUUAAAAUUUUGAUACAUUCAGUUUUCAGCAUGAUCAUAAUGUGCACCAUUUUAACCAACUGUGUGUUCAUGACCUUCAGUAACCCCCCGGAGUGGUCCAAACAAGUGGAGUACACAUUCACAGGGAUUUACACCUUCGAGUCUCUCACCAAGAUCGUGGCUCGAGGAUUUUGUAUAGACGGCUUCACCUUCCUCAGAGAUCCCUGGAACUGGCUGGACUUUAUGGUCAUCUCCAUGGCAUAUAUAACAGAGUUUGUGGACCUCGGGAAUGUGUCCGCCCUGAGAACCUUCAGGGUUCUACGAGCUCUCAAAACUAUUUCUGUCAUACCAGGGCUAAAGACCAUCGUGGGCGCUCUGAUCCAGUCAGUGAAGAAGCUCUCGGACGUGAUGAUCCUGACGGUGUUCUGUCUCAGUGUGUUUGCGCUCAUCGGUCUGCAGCUCUUCAUGGGGAACCUGCGGCAGAAGUGUGUGUUCUGGCCCCUGAGCAACGACACCAUCACCUACCUGUCCAACGGCAGCAGGGGAUUCGACUUCGAGGAAUACAUCAUGAAUGAUACAAAUUUCUACUUCCUGCCGAUUGGAGGAGACGCGUUACUGUGUGGAAACAGCUCUGAUUCUGGGCGCUGUCCAGAGGGUUACACGUGUAUGAAGGCGGGCCGUAACCCUAACUAUGGCUACACCAGCUUCGACUCGUUCGGCUGGGCGUUCCUCGCUCUCUUCAGACUCAUGACACAGGACUUCUGGGAGAACCUGUACCAGCUGACACUUCGAGCUGCAGGAAAGACCUACAUGAUCUUCUUCGUGCUGGUGAUCUUUGUGGGUUCCUUCUAUCUGGUGAAUCUGAUCCUGGCUGUGGUGGCCAUGGCCUACGAGGAACAGAACCAGGCCACCAUGGAGGAGGCCCAGCAGAAAGAGGAAGAGUUUAAAGCCAUGUUGGAGCAGCUCAAGAAACAGCAGGAGGAGGCGCAGGCCCAAGCCAUGGCCACGUCAGCAGGCACCGUGUCCGAGGAUGCCGUGGAGGAUGACAGAGGCGGACGUCUGUCACGCAGCUCUUCAGAGGUUUCCAAGCUGAGCUCCAAAAGUGCGAAGGAGCGACGGAACAGGAAGAAAAAGUGGAGAAAAGAGCAGGAGAAGGAGAAGGGAGACAGCGAGAAGGUGGUCAAAUCUGAGUCAGACGACGGCAGCAAGAGGAGUCGCUUCCGUUUCCCUGACAACCGUCUGGGCAGAAAGACCUCCAUCAUGAACCAGUCUUUGCUGAGUAUUCCCGGGUCGCCCUUCAUGUCCCGCCAUAACAGUCGCAGCUCCAUCUUCAGCUUUAAGGGACGUCAGCGGGACGUUGGCUCUGAGAAUGAGUUCGCGGACGAUGAGCACAGCACAGUGGAGGAGAGCGAAGACCGCCGAGGAUCGCUCUUCAUACCAUACCGCCGCAACAGCUACAGCGGUUACAGUCAGGGCUCAUCACGCAUCAACCCACUGGUGCCACACUCAGGCUGCAAGAGGAACAGCACGGUCGACUGCAACGGCGUGGUGUCUCUGAUCGGGCCCGGGCCCGGACGUCUUCUGCCUGAGGUGAAAAUAGAUAAGGCAGCCUCUGACGACAGUACUACUGAGGUGGACAUGAAGAGGAAACACUCAGGCUCUCUCAUGGUGUCUGUGGAUCAGCUAAACACUUCGUUCGGACGUAAAGAGCGAGCUAACAGCGUGAUGACCGUCAUCACCAACACCCUAGUGGAGGAGCUGGAGGAGUCUCAGAGAAAGUGUCCUCCAUGCUGGUACAAGUUUGCCAACACCUUCCUGAUCUGGGAAUGCUGUCCCCUCUGGGUAAAAAUCAAGGAGAUUGUUAAUCUGAUAGUCAUGGACCCAUUUGUGGAUUUGGCCAUCACUAUAUGUAUCGUGCUGAACACCGUGUUCAUGGCCAUGGAGCACUACCCCAUGACUCCUGCGUUUGAAGAAGUUUUGUCUGUAGGAAAUCUGGUCUUCACGGGUAUUUUUACAGCUGAGAUGUUUGCGAAGCUGAUAGCCAUGGAUCCGUAUUACUACUUCCAGGAGGGCUGGAACAUAUUCGAUGGCUUCAUCGUGAGCCUGAGCUUGGUGGAGUUGGGGCUCGCUGAUGUUGAGGGACUGUCAGUGCUGAGAUCCUUCAGAUUGCUCAGGGUCUUCAAACUGGCGAAGUCAUGGCCCACUCUGAACAUGCUGAUCAAGAUCAUCGGGAACUCGGUGGGUGCCCUGGGAAACCUGACCCUGGUGCUGGCCAUCAUUGUCUUCAUCUUUGCCGUGGUGGGUAUGCAGCUGUUUGGGAAGAGCUACAAGGACUGUGUGUGUAAAAUCGCCUCAGACUGCGACCUGCCACGCUGGCACAUGCACGACUUCUUCCACUCCUUCCUUAUUGUGUUCCGCGUGCUGUGUGGAGAAUGGAUCGAGACCAUGUGGGACUGCAUGGAGGUGGCGGGACAGACCAUGUGCCUGACCGUCUUCAUGAUGGUCAUGGUCAUUGGAAACUUAGUGGUACUGAAUCUGUUCCUGGCUCUGCUGCUCAGCUCAUUCAGUGCUGAUAAUUUGGCCGCCACUGAUGAUGAUGGGGAAAUGAACAACCUGCAGAUCUCAGUCAUCCGGAUUAAAAAGGGCAUCGCCUGGGCCAAAAUCCACGCACGGUUGCUGGUCGCUCACGUUCUGAAGAAGUCACCUCUGGAGGACGAGGAUAAGCCUUUGGAUGACAUGUAUGACAAGAAACUUAACAUCAUCGGCAAUCACACGGGAGUAGACAUCAAAUGUGGUGAGCUCGAAUUCGCCAAGAAUGGCAACGGCACCACCAGCGGCAUUGGCAGCAGCGUAGGGAAGUACAUGAUCGACGAGGACCGCAUGUCCUUCAUCCACAAUCCUAACCUGACCGUGCGUGUCCCUAUUGCCAUGGGAGAGUCAGACUUUGAGAACCUGAAUACAGAGGACUUCAGCAGUGAAUCAGAUGUGGAGAACAGCAAAGAUCUGGAUGACACGAGCUCGUCGGAGGGCAGCACAAUAGACAUCAAGCCGGAGGAGGAGGAAGCGGGCGCGGUGGAGGUGGUGGAGGAGUACCUGGACCCGGACGCCUGCUGGACGGACGCCUGCGUGGCACGGUAUAAGUGCUGUGACGUGUCCAUCACGGAGGGUUGGGGGAAACACUGGUGGUAUCUGAGAAAAACCUGCUACCUCAUCGUAGAACACAACUGGUUCGAGACGCUCAUCAUCUUCAUGAUCCUGCUCAGCUCUGGGGCUCUGGCGUUUGAGGAUGUGUAUAUAGAGCAGAGGAAGACCAUCCAGAUCAUCCUGGAGUACGCAGACCGAGUCUUCACCUACAUCUUCAUCCUGGAGAUGCUGCUCAAGUGGGUGGCUUAUGGCUUCGUCAAAUACUUCACCAACGCCUGGUGCUGGCUCGACUUCUUCAUCGUGGAUGUUUCUAUAGUCAGCCUUAUAGCUAAUGCGCUGGGGUACUCAGACUUGGGCCCCAUUAAGUCCCUGAGGACUUUGCGGGCCCUCAGACCCCUGAGAGCUUUGUCCCGGUUUGAGGGAAUGAGGGUUGUGGUGAACGCGCUGGUGGGGGCCAUCCCAUCCAUCAUGAACGUGCUGUUAGUGUGUCUGAUCUUCUGGCUCAUCUUCAGCAUAAUGGGCGUGAACCUGUUCGCUGGAAAGUACUACUACUGCUUCAACGCUACGUCCGAGGAGUAUUUCAAGACUGAUGAUGUCAACAACAAGACGGAGUGUUUCGCUUUGAUCAACGCAAACCACAGCGAGGUUCGCUGGAAAAACGUCAAGAUCAACUUCGAUAAUGUGGGAGCUGGAUAUCUGGCACUUCUACAAGUGGCCACCUUUAAAGGUUGGAUGGACAUCAUGUAUGCCGCCGUGGAUUCCAGAAAGGUUGAAGAUCAACCGAAGUAUGAAGAUAAUCUUUACAUGUACAUCUACUUUGUCAUCUUCAUCAUCUUCGGCUCAUUCUUCACACUCAAUCUCUUCAUUGGUGUCAUCAUCGACAACUUCAACCAACAGAAGAAAAAGUUCGGAGGUCAGGACAUCUUCAUGACAGAGGAACAGAAGAAGUACUAUAACGCCAUGAAGAAACUGGGCUCAAAGAAACCGCAGAAGCCCAUCCCCAGACCACAGAACAACAUCCAGGGCAUGGUGUUUGACUUUGUUACACAGCAAGCCUUUGACAUCUCCAUCAUGAUACUUAUCUGUCUCAACAUGGUCACCAUGAUGGUGGAAACAGAUGACCAGUCAGAAGACACGGAGAACAUCCUGUACUGGGUAAACUUCGUCUUCAUCGUAGUGUUCACUGGCGAGUUCGUGCUGAAGCUCUUUGCUUUACGACAUUACUACUUCACCAACGGCUGGAACAUCUUUGACUGCGUGGUGGUGAUUCUGUCUAUUGUGGGUAUGUUCCUGGCUGACCUGAUUGAGAAGUACUUUGUGUCACCUACUCUGUUCAGGGUAAUCCGUCUGGCUCGAAUUGGACGAAUCCUGCGUUUAAUUAAAGGAGCCAAGGGCAUCCGGACCUUACUGUUUGCUUUAAUGAUGUCACUUCCUGCCCUGUUUAACAUCGGCCUGCUGCUCUUUCUGGUCAUGUUCAUCUUCUCCAUAUUCGGUAUGUCCAAUUUUGCGUACGUGAAGCGCGAGGUCGGCAUCGACGACAUGUACAAUUUUGAGACGUUCGGUAACAGCAUGAUCAUCUUGUUUAUGAUCACCACAUCAGCAGGGUGGGAUGGUUUGCUUGCUCCCAUCCUCAACUACCCACCUGACUGCAACCCUGAGAAGGAGAACCCAGGAACCACAGUGAAGGGGGACUGUGGCAACCCUUCUGUGGGAAUCUUCUUCUUUGUCAUGUACAUCAUCGUGUCCUUCCUAAUCGUUGUAAACAUGUACAUUGCCAUCAUUUUGGAGAACUUCAGUGUGGCGACAGAGGAGAGUGCUGAUCCAUUGUGUGAGGAUGACUUUGAGUCCUUCUAUGAGAUCUGGGAGAAGUUUGAUCCAGACGCCUCACAGUUUAUUACCUUUGCCAAGUUGCCCGACUUUGCAGAUACACUGGAGCAUCCUCUACGUGUGCCUAAGCCUAAUAUAAUCGAGCUCAUUGCCAUGGAUCUACCCAUGGUGAGUGGUGAUCGGAUCCACUGCUUAGACAUCCUGUUUGCUUUUACCAAGCGCGUCCUGGGUGACAGUGGUGAUCUGGACAUGAUGCGGCAGCAGAUGGAGGAGCGUUUCGUUGCGGCAAACCCUUCCAAAGUAUCCUAUGAGCCAAUCACCACUACGCUGCGCCGCAAGCAGGAGGAGGUGUCAGCUGUGGUGAUCCAGAGGGCGUACCGUGCCCACCUUUCCCGACGUGGGUUUGUCUGCAAACGCCAGCCUGCCAACAACAAGCUGGAAAAUGGAGGGACAAAUCAGGAGAAGAAGGAGGACACGCCCUCCACUGCAUCCCUGCCAUCGUACGACAGCGUGACCAAGCCUGAGAAAGAGAAGCAAGAUGACAACAACGAGGGGAAGGGGCGUAAGGAAAAGGGCCGAAACCAAAAAGACGUCAGGGAAUCCAAGUGUUAAGGCUGCAGCAGUGGAACACAUGGACAUCAAAAACAGUCGUGAUAAUUAAUUUAAUAACUGCAAUUUCAAGCAAAACAAGCAGAAACCCUUAGACUACACAGAGACGUGUACAGAUUAAUUUCAUUUGCAAGUAAGAAAAUGAUAUUUUAAAAAAGAUCCAUGAAUAAAAAGGACAAGACAAAAAAAAAUUGUUUACAAACUUCACAGGUGUUGGGAUGCGAUGGAAAGCACUGAGGUUUCUUCAAAGCUUGACUCUUUCAAGUUAAACCAAACAUAAUCAGCUUCCUGUGUGACACUGUUGCAUCAAAAUCAGAUCGGAUCAUUCGCUGAGGAUUGAUAUUUGAUUAUUGUGUGUUAGAGGGCUACACUGCACUUCUGAACGAAACUUCUUACUCGUACGGGGAAACCGAGGAGAAAACCAUCACAGCAUGGCGUGCCGUUCCCCGCAUCCGGAAAACCCCGUGCUCAUGCUGUGUGUUUAUGAAAAUUUCCGUAAAGGAAAUGAACACUGGUGGAAGAAUCAGCUUCCGAAUCAUGAACAGCAGAAGAAUCUGCACUUAUUCAUUUCGAACAAAACUCUAAACGGAUGGUGAGUGUGAGUGGAGAUCAGUGGAGCGUGAUGAAGAAAACCACAGAGCUUGGCUGAUUCAGACGGUAUCUUUGUGUUAGUCAGCGUUAAAUAUGCUUUACACGGUCUUUACAUUAUUUGAGCGGCAAAAAAGGAAAAACAAAAUGAAGGGAGGAACAACAAAACGAAAACCAAAACAUGUUGCCCAUGUCACCCUCAGUAACUACGUCAUCAUGUAUUUGUUAUUUAUACUUAUGCAUCGAAAAAGCUUUUUUCUACAUGGGCUUUCACACUGAUGAGGAAAGGAGGCGAGUACCACGUGCCUCCGCCACUAUUUCCGACAUUUCAAAAACCAAUAAUAAAUUAUUGUGCUUGUUCAAUGCAUAGAAAUGACUUGCAUGAUGGCAUGUUUUGAUCAGAAAAUUCUUGCAUGAAUAAUCAUAGUCCACGAAACACUAAUACAGACCGGCGCAGUGGCUCGAGAAGUACAUUAAAGGCUGUCCACUGGCUAAAUUGAGUCGAAUCUGACGACUCUGAAACCGAAAUGAUCCUAAAUUCACCACGUGUCCUUUAACUCGUCACCGAUUCGGGGGUUAAGUUGCUACUAAGAGCCUCUUACUAACUGAACACGACUGAAAGCAAUGGAGAGGAAGGUACCAUUUUUUUUGCUGCUCAGGAGAUGAUGUGUGUAGAGAAAUGCAAUCUGUGUGUGUGUGUGUGUGUGUGUGUGUUUGCAGAUCAAUUUUCGUUUUCUUUAUUUUUUGUAUGCAGCAAUAUUGCUUGCCCUGCCUACAGCACUGGGCUCUCGGUGCUCUGUAGACGGAGACUUGAAUGCCAGGAAGUGCGACACCGGGUGUGCCACGCUAGUCCCAGCCUCGAGUUAGAUUCAGAACGUGGCAAAUAAUAAAAAAAAAUGAUUUCAUUUUACAAAGUGAAUCUUUUCCUACUCCACUCCUUUAUGUUACUUUAGAGAGUUCGACUACGUCUACACUCGCGUCUGUUUUUAUUCCGGUUCGUGUUUUCUUACAUUUUGUUCCUUGACAUCUUUGCAAUACGACUCUGGGAGGCGGUGUAUUUAGGAAGCCAAAGAGUGCUGGUGCUGGUGCUGGUGGUGGUGGUGGUGGUGGUGCAGUAGUUUCAGUUGGUCUCAGGAUGGGACGAAGUCGCACAACCUCCCGACCCCAGACUGAUGCUUGUUGAGUUUCCCUCAUUUUUCUCAGGAUACGCCAUCACCCGUCGGGACGAGUGUCGAGUCCCUGGGGUCCGGAGCCCGAGUCUCUGAGCUUGUCUAAGAGCGGUGAAGCUUCAACAAUAAUUGCAGUAAUAAACAGAAAGGAGGAAAUUCACUGUGAGGGGAUUGGGUUAAAGAUGACGGGGCUGUCGCACGAGCGUCCGUCUGUCCGUAACGUCUGACAGCGCGCUCCCGUAUUCUCAUUAAGCCCUCUUUUAGAAACGGAUAACGCCAUAUUGGGGCGCUGCUUAACGAUGUCACAUUUCCGAUAUGACUCACGAUCCACUCCGCUCGCUGCAUGCGCGUAAUCGGCGACGUCAUCGUCCUGAAAACACACAAGUAUUCUAAAGGCCUUCUGUUCGCACCCGUGCAGCCACUUGUCCAGGACAGACUGCACAUCAUGCAUUUAUUCAACUCAAUUUACAAAUGAAAUCUAUAAAUUGUACGUUUAAAAAAAAAAAAAACCAAAACGAGCAAACAAGCAAAAAAAAAAAAAAAAAAACAUGAAAAAAUUUUUACAGAGAAAAUCAUAGAUAAACACUAUUGUAUUAUACAGUACAGGCUAUUUUGCAAACGGCACAAAAUGCAAAAAAAAAUUAAUAAGUUAAGAAUGAACUUUUUAAGAAGUCUAUAAAUAAUGUAAUAUAUUGUUUUAUUUUAACAGCAUGCAUAGUUUUGUGUAAAUAAAGAAACAUGAAAACUACUGCGCUAUUAAUCUAAUCCUGAAGAGGAAUAAUAAUAAUAAUAAUAAUAAUAACCUGACUAGAACGCUUCACUCGCAUCGCCCGGGUCUCACAUGGUUAGACUGUGAACUGUUCGCUAGGAGGAGUAGAAAUUUAUCCGAGACACUUUUCACGAUUAAUAACGAGGAGGGGAAUCUAAUACGAGUAUUUAUUAAAAUGCAAAAAAACCUUAUGUAAGUCUAUAUAUAAAACCCAGGCGUAUAUAUAGAGCUACGUAUAUGAUGCGUGUGUGUGUGUGUGUGUGUGUGUGUGUGAGUAUAUACAUGCAUAUGUAUGUGUGUAUGCAUCUAUGCACAGAUACCUAUGUACGUACACAUAUAUACAUGUUUAUUAUGAUUAAACCUCCACUGAGUUGAGCUCGGCUUGGAGCGGAGGCGACGCCACACACAUCGUCCUCCUCUCACCUUAUCUCUAUCAUUUUUGUGCAAUACGUUCAAUGAACGACCAAAACUCUGUCCUGGCCCACAGGGUGUGUGUGUGUGUGUGUGUGUGUGUGUGUGUGUGUGUGUGUGUGUGUGUGUGUGUGUGUGGGCAGGUCUAAUGCUCAGCGCAUGGUGAAAUAUUAGCUGCUUACGUCGCCUGUAUUAGGGAGGGGAAUGCAUUACCAGCACCUCAUUUUCUACCUUUAUGUCCUGUGUGCCUGUGUGAAGUGGCCACUCUUUCACACACACACACACACACACACACACACACACACACACACACACACACACACACAUAAUAUAGUUACAUAACACACAAGCUCACACACACUCACGUUCUCCUCCCCAAAGGUCUUUAUUUACUGAUGCAGAUUUUUUUUAUCUGUGUGUGUGUGUGUGUGUGUGUGUGUGAGACGUGGCUGAACUCUAGAGCAUAGCUUUUUUUCCUCAUUAAGGUUCACAGCAGUGCAGUCGAUCUCCUUCAGUUCGUUCUUUACGUUCGUUUCAGUGCCUUUUUGCUGCCAAUUUUUUGUUUAAUUCAAAAAAUAAAUAAAUGAAUAAAAACUUUAAAUGAUGUUGAGUUGAAAUUCUAAACAAGUGGAGCUUGUUUAAAAAGAGCACUGAGAAAAAAUAAAGAAGGAUGUCUGAGACGUCCACGAGAAAAAAAAGACCUCUAAAGAAAACCUUAACUGGCAUCAGCCUGACUUUAUCCUCAGAGGCUGGAGUUUAUUGUAGGGCAGUUGGAUGGAGUGCGCACUCUUCUCCUAGUGGCUCACUCUGUGGAGAGAUCAGCAGUCUGCCUUCCGUGCUCAGCUUCUGCCCAUUUCUCACCAUUUCUUUAUUUUUCUAUCAAUAAUAAUUUCAGUUUUUUUCCUUUGUAGCAUGACUGAGAUGCUCUUUGUCUCAUUUGCUGAUUAGUAAUUGGAAAGUGCUUCUUGGUUGACAAUGUUGUUCUUAUCUCUUGCCACUGAUGAUGGAGAGACGAUGGUGUGUUGCACAACAGCUUGAAUUCAGCGAGAAUCAGUGAAAGAUUGUCUUCAUUUGAGCACGAAACCUUUUUCCAAACAAUAAAGCAGCCUUCCAGUUA